UAUUUGUUUAAAUUAGCAACAACAACGACAACACAGCAGUAGCAGCAGAAACAAUAACAAAAAAUCACGCGAGUGUUGAAAGCAAUAAAACGCGCGCGUCUCUUUAAAACAAAACAAUAGAGGAGAGCACGAAAAAUUGACGGUGUAGUGCAGCCCUGGCCAAACCCUUUUGUGGGUUUGUCCUGCCCUGUGCCGUGUCCUUUCCUGUUACGUCCUGUUCCUGUCCUGUGCUGUCUUGUGCUAUUCUGUGCCGUGUCGUGUCCUGUGCCGUGCAUGUUUACAAAUUGACGCUGCAAAUUGAAUUUAUGGCUCGCAAAGCGAGAAACAAGUGGUUGGCCAGCGUCAGCACAGUGAGCUUCUUGGCUAGCACACAGACACACACACUGUGUUGUUGCCUUGUGGGGUCUCCGUCUGUCUGUCUGUCCGCUUUACGGUGGGUCGCUCGCUCGUUUUGUUCGUUCCAAGGUAAAAAGUUAAUUUCCGCUACUUUUCAAAGUUUUUGUGUUUGGUUUGAACUGGAAGUUGUGGGUGGGCGGGCGUUCGUUUUACGCACAAAACCAACGACGGCGACGACGACGACGACGUCGCUGUCGAAUGUCGACAAAUGAAAUUCUCGAACAAGUGGCAAACGCGGAAUGUUCCAUUCUCUCUCUCUCAGUGUUGUUGUUGAUGUUGCUGUCGCAUUAAAAGAACGAAGACGAUUUCACAACAAAGCAAAAGCAACGACAACAGCAACAACAACAACUUGAGAUCAAAUAAAUUAAAUUUACACACAUAGUUAAAUUAGUGAAAAUUGAAUAAAAAACACAAGACAAAAACGCAGGCAACGCAAAGAGACGUGUGACAAAAACGUAAAUAAAUGAAAAGAGAGGUGAACGCCAGCGAGUGAAAUAGCUAAUUGAGUUGCAGUCGUGUAAACGAGAAGGAGAUAUAUAUCUAACACAUAUAUAUGCACAGGUCGGUCAGCGGACGACGCAGAACGUGUCGAGCAACAAAUUAAUAAAAAAUUGAAAACAUACAAAAACAACUCGCAACGCUAAUAUCAACGGCAACGUCAGUGCUGUCGCCGUCGCAGUCAACGUCGACAACAACAGUCGCAGUCUCAGCAGCAGCAGCCGCAGUCGCCGCCGCCGCAGCAGCAGCAACAGCAGCACAGUCAGAAAAUGGGCUGUGGACAGAGCAAAAUACAUUUAUAUCCCAGGAAAUCGAAGAGUAAAGCAAAUGGCAAGAAAGGAGGACAUGCCGAUUCAGAUGCGGAGACGGACGAGGACGAAGGCCACAUUGAGGAUGCUGAGAAGGCACAGCAACGUGAGCGCGAGAAGCAUGACGAGAGCGAAGAACAAAGCAAUAAGGACAUACAGGACACCGAGGAGGAUGUGGCCGUCUCACUGCUGCGUGCCAAGAAUCUAUCGCUGCUGCAAAGCCAAGAAAUCUCAUCAAGCCAACAGAACUUCUUCCGCAUGCUGGACAAGAAGAUCGACGAGGGACCGGAUUAUGAUUCGGCCAGCGAGACGGAAAUUGCCUUGGAGGAGGCACGACUGAAUGCGCUGGUUCAGCAUUGGGAAAGCGCCAGCUUGACCGCCUCCAUCUGCUCCUCGGCCAGCCGAUCGUUGCAGACGACGCCCAUACGCCAGGUGGUCCAAGUGCCGCUGAAGACGCGACCGACGGCGAGCGGUGUUGCUGGUCAUUUGCUGCAGCCUUCGUCGGCCUGCAAUACGCUGACGACGACAGAGUAUCUACCUCAGCACGUCUUGGCGGGGCGACAGCAGCAGCAGCAGCAACAACAACAACAGCAGCAGCAACUACAACAGCAGCAGCUACAACAGCAGCAGCAACAACAGCAGCAGCAACAUCAAGCGGCCAAUCUUUACCAGCAACAGCAGCUGAUACUGUUGCCACAGCUCGAUGCCAAUCUUGUCAAUACGUCCAAUGCGAAUGCAGCGGCAGCCGCACAGCUCGCCCAGCUGCAACAGCAGCAGCAACAGCAGCUGGUCAUGUACCAGCAACAUCAGCAACAGCAACAACAACAGCAGCAACAACAACAACAGCAACAACAAUUGGCUGCCUAUGGCGGACAUCUGCUGACGUUGCCGGCGGGCGCCAAGCCGCAGAGCGUCAGUCCUAAACGGUUGCUCUAUGGUGCCGUGCCCUCGCCACCAGUUAGUGCUCCUGUGCAGUACAUUGCCGCCAAUUCGCCGCUGAUGCAGACGGGCGUUACGGGUUUCCUAAAUGGCGCCGGCGCCACAGCCGGACGUGCCCCAUUGCAGCUGGCGUACUAUGGCGCUCCGAGCACUGCCCCCCAAGUUGCUGGUCAAGCAGCGACCUCUGUUCCCAUUGCCUCCGAAUCUUACGAACCACAAACCGCUCCACACAGCCAAAGUCAGCAGCUGCAACAGCAGCAGCAGCAGCCGCAAUUGCAGUCGCUACAGACGUUGCAGUCGUUGCAGCCGCAAUCAUCGCAACAGCCGCUGCAACAACAGCUGCAGCAGCAACAACAACCUCCACUCCCAACGGGCGCUUACUAUGGCGAAGUUAUGCACUCCGUGCAGUCGACGGCGCCACCAACGGAAUACAAAUUUCCGCCGGCCAUCAGCGUGCAGCGAUUGGCGCCCCAAGUGCAGCGGCAGCUGCGAGAGACGCAGGAACUCAUAAAAGACUCGUGUCCGCAGCUGUAUGCGGCGGGCUAUGGCAGCCCAGGACCACCGAUACGCAAUCCCAACAGAAAUCCAACUAGAACUAGACCCACCCUGGAGACGCAGUUCUCGCAGGAACUCUCGUGAUAUCUAUAUAUGUAAAAAGCAAGCAAAAACCGUAGCAAAAAAAAAAACAAGUAACAAGUAAAGAAUAUAUAAAAAAAAAAGAAAACAAAACAAAAACAAAGCAAAACACAUAAACAUAAAAAACCAAAACACACACACACACAGAAUUAGUCAACUGCGCCAAAGAAAACAUUAAGCGAAAUUAACAAGAAAACAAAAGAUAUAUUAUAAAUUAAAUUAAAACUAACAAAAACCAAAAACCACAAAAAAACGAACAAAAUCGAUAAAAAAUUGAAAAACUGCACUCAAUGUUUCAGUCCUCGCCCCCAUCCCAGGGGCAGAAACCAACCCCAUGCGACAAUUUAUAAAGAAAAUGGAAAAGCAAAGAGAAAAACUACUACAACAACUACUAAAUGAAAAAAGGCUUUGCGAAGCAACAAAUAAAAUGCAUUAUAAAAGUACAUAUUAAAUCAAGUAUGUAAUCAAGCAGGCAGCCAAAGAGAUGGAUGGAUUGGGAAACGCCAGACAAAAUAGUUUUAGGAUCGAGUAUAAAACAUUAUGAUAUGUAUAUGUAUGUAUAUGCAAAAUGAAAACACACCCAUAAACACACAAACAAAACACAAAUUGCAAGCAAACAAGCAACAAAGAACAAACAAAAA
Molecule: messenger RNA, 3418 nt
Organism: Drosophila sulfurigaster albostrigata
Lineage: Eukaryota; Metazoa; Arthropoda; Insecta; Diptera; Drosophilidae
Gene: tow
Product: bromodomain-containing protein DDB_G0280777
Exons: 5
Coding region: 1164-2780 (538 amino acids)
Source: RefSeq, a predicted model, not a curated record